CUUCCACCGCCCAAAUCGAACGCGACCUCUCACACUCCAACCAACUUUGAAAAUGCGCGUCGUUCUUGUUUCUGGUGGUGUCAUUUCCGGCAUCGGAAAGGGUAUCAUCGCCUCUUCUGCUGGUCUCUUGCUCAAGACUGCCGGUCUGAAGGUUACCGCCAUCAAGAUCGAUCCUUACCUCAAUGUCGACGCUGGAACUCUAGGCCCUCUCGAACACGGCGAAUGCUUCGUUCUUGCUGAUGGUGGCGAGUCUGACUUGGAUCUGGGCAACUACGAGCGAUACCUCGGAAUCCAACUGACCCGCGAUAACAACAUCACAACUGGAAAGAUCUACCAGUCCGUGAUUGAGCGCGAACGCCGUGGCGAUUACCUCGGAAAAACCGUUCAGGUAGUGCCUCACAUCACCGAUGCCAUCCAAGAAUGGAUCACCCGAGUUGCCAAGAUCCCUGUCGAUAACUCUGGCCAGGAGCCUGAUGUUUGCAUUAUUGAACUGGGUGGAACUGUUGGUGAUAUCGAGUCUGCCCCUUUCGUCGAGGCUCUCGUUCAGCUCCGACACAGACUUGCUCGCGAGCCCGACUCUUCGUUCUUCAACAUUCACGUUUCAUACGUUCCUUUGAUCAACGGAGAAGAAAAGACUAAGCCUACUCAACAUGCCAUUAAACAGAUGCGUAGUGUUGGUAUGGUGCCUGACUUGAUUGCCUGCCGAUGUGACAACUCGCUCGCUGAUAGCACUGUUAGAAAGAUUGCUUCCAGCUGCCAAGUUGACUACGAUCAGGUUAUCUGUGUCCAUGACAUGGAAACCAUCUACCAGGUUCCUAUGCUCCUUCAUGAGCAAGGCCUUCUCGACCUACUCCGCCGCGGCAUCGAGCUCGACCGCGUAUCCAUCUCUGACGACCUCGCAACAAAGGGCAACACCCUCUGGAACCAAUGGAAGAAGACUGUCAACCUUCCUAAGGAGCACGGUGCUGUGGAGAUUGCCCUUGUUGGAAAAUACACAAACUUCAUGGACUCUUAUCUGUCAGUUCAGAAGGCUCUGGAACACGCGGCUAUGCACUGCGACCGCAAGCUGAAGUUGAUCGCUGUUGACUCGGAACAUCUUGAGCCCAAGGCUCAGGCCGCCGAACCCGAGAAAUUCGACGCUGCAUGGGCUGCUGUUAAGAAAGCUCAGGGUAUCAUCAUCCCUGGUGGCUUUGGUUCCCGAGGCACUGAGGGUAUGGUUAUCUGCGCGAACUGGGCUCGUGAGAACCAGAAACCCUUCCUUGGUAUCUGCCUGGGCAUGCAGGUUGCAACCAUUGAAGUUGCUCGCAAUCUCUGCAGCAUUGGCAACGCAACUUCCGAAGAAUUCGAUGAGAAGGCAAACGGAACUCAGCCCAACCACGCCAUUGUAUUCAUGCCCGAGGGCUCUAAGGAGCAGCUUGGUGGUACCAUGAGACUGGGCAGCCGUGCUACGCUGUUCCAAGCCGGUAGCGAAUGGAGCAAACUACGUGCUUUGUAUGGUGGAGCUGCCGAAGUGCAUGAGCGCCACAGACACCGUUAUGAAGUCAACCCUGACCUCAUUGGCGAGUUUGAGAAGGCUGGCAUGUCUUUCAUUGGCAAGGAUGAGACUGGCCAACGCAUGGAAGCUUUCGAGCUCCGUGGCCACCCGUACUAUGUUGGCCUGCAAGCCCACCCUGAGUUCACGAGUAAGGUUACUCAGUGCUCGCCCCCUUUUUUGGGCCUCAUCGCGUCCAGCGUUGGCAUCCUUGAUGAAGUCAUCAAGGAGGCUCAGGAAAACAAGGAGCAGAUCAACGGAGUUGGCAAGCCUGCCGAUUUCUAAAGUGGAUGGGGUUCAUCUAAAGAGAUUAUAUGAUUUUGCAAUCUAGAUAUGGAAUACCAUGCGGAACGUAGACAAAAUGGUUGGGAGUUUAUGAAACAUGCACUUGAGGACUUUAAAAAAUACACCAAACAAGGGAUUUGGGGGGCGUUCAUCACAAAUUUUCUGGAUACUUCAAUGAUUAAGCAUUUACAUCAAUACAAAGACGCGCAUCGCACCACUAACGCACACGCUCUUGCCUCGUCGUACAUGGAAGUUUGGCUAGGGAGCCCACUCUGCGGGCUAUGAAACUGCAACAGACGACUGUGACAUUAUCUAGCCAGUCUCAAACU
Molecule: messenger RNA, 2145 nt
Organism: [Torrubiella] hemipterigena
Lineage: Eukaryota; Fungi; Ascomycota; Sordariomycetes; Hypocreales; Clavicipitaceae
Source: the annotation of a GenBank genome assembly